Cucumis melo (muskmelon) is the source of this 2818-nucleotide messenger RNA. Its product is annotated as beta-amyrin synthase-like. Gene Ontology annotation, cellular component: lipid droplet. Gene Ontology annotation, molecular function: beta-amyrin synthase activity. The transcript has 15 exons. The record is from RefSeq and is a predicted model, not a curated record. The coding region runs from base 582 to 2705 and encodes 707 amino acids. Gene Ontology annotation, biological process: triterpenoid biosynthetic process. NCBI's taxonomy places the organism in Eukaryota, Viridiplantae, Streptophyta, Magnoliopsida, Cucurbitales, Cucurbitaceae.
AGAAUAAAAUACGAUGUAGUCUCUAUCGUUUGAGGUUAAUUAGUAUCUAUUUGGAGUGCUUAGGAACUCUUUAGUCCCUAAAUUAUGUUUUGUAUUAACUUACCUUCUAAUUUAGGCUUUAAAUUUUAAAAAAUACUUUUAAAUGGUGUUUGCAAGUGUUAACAUACCAUUAAAUUACUAACAGACAAAUGAGGUGUCAAUUUUGAUAUUAAAUUUAUAUUAAUUUAUUUAGCUUGGUAAAUUUUUACUAUUUACGUUUACUUUAAUUUUAUUUUCUCAUCCUUUCCCCUUUCUCUCCUCACCAUCUCUCCGUCUCCCCUCCAUUUCUUUAAGUAAAGUUGUUCCUCCAUACCCGCCCGAGCUUUCGAAGGUAGGGCCUUUACGUUUUACCACAUAGCUUCGUUUAUCAUCCAUUUUUUCCAACCCUGUUUAAUCCUGGAACUAUUAACUCAUCCAAACUCAAAACCUUUCUCUUCUUUACCAUCAUUUUGGUUUGUAAUCUUCAUUUUUAGGCUGUGAGUUUUGGGCGUUUUGAGAGAAAUGAGGGUUCAUUGGAAUUUUCAUACUGAAAGAAAAAUGAAAUGAAGAUCAUUGAGAACUUGUUUAAUGACUACUACUGGCGGCAGAAAACAAAGUUUCUAAGAGAGAAAAAUUUCAAACAAACAACACCAAAAGUGGUAGUGGAAGAAGGAAAAGGAAAUGAGAAGGAAAUUGUAAAGAUUGCAUUGGAAAGAGCUGCAACUUUCUUUGGAGCUUUACAAAGCGACCAUGGCCACUGGCCUGCAGAAAAUGCUGGCCCUAUGUUCUAUUUACCUCCUCUGGUAUUUGCAUUGUACAUCACUGGAGAUCUUGAUAUUAUAUUUUCGAAAGAGCAUCAAAAGGAAAUCCUUCGCUAUGCUUAUUAUCAUCAGAAUGAAGAUGGUGGAUGGGGACUACACAUUGUGGGAGAAAGUUGCAUGCUUUGCACUGUCCUAAACUACAUUGCAUUGCGUUUGUUGGGAGAAGAAGCUGAUAAGGAAGCUUGUGUUAAAGCUAGAAACUGGAUUCUUUAUCAUGGAGGUGCUCUUUACACACCUUCUUGGGGAAAGAUUUGGCUUGCCAUCUUGGGAGUGUAUGAAUGGGAGGGGACAAACCCAAUGCCACCAGAAGUUUGGAUGUUUGGAUCAUCAGAAGUGAGUAUAAAUCCAGGAGCACUGUUUUGCUAUUGUAGAUUGACAUACCUUCCAAUGUCCUACUUAUAUGGAAAGCGCUUUGUGGGUCCUCUCACUCCUCUCAUUUUACAACUUCGUCAAGAAAUCUACCCUCAAUCUUACGCUCAUAUCAAUUGGAAUCCAGCAAGACAUUACUGUGCAAAGAAGGACAAAUGCUUUGAACGUCCAUUGAUUCAAAAGUUAGCAUGGGAUGUUCUUCAAUAUAUUGGAGAGCCUAUUCUGAGUAGUAGAGCAUUUAAAAGAGUUCGGAAUCGUGCUAUCCAAAUAAACAAGCGGUUCAUUGAUUAUGAAGAUCAUUGUAGUCGUUACAUCACAAUUGGAUGUGUUGAAAAGCCAUUAUGCAUGGUUGCUUGCUGGGCAGACGAUCCUAAUGGUGAAGCUUACAAGAAACAUGCUGCAAGAGUUAAAGAUUACUUAUGGGUUGGUGAAGAUGGAAUGAAGAUGCAAAGCUUUGGAAGCCAAUCAUGGGAUGUUGCCUUUGCCAUUCAAGCAAUUCUUGCCACUAAUCUUCAUGAUGAAUUCUCAGAUAUACUAAAGAAAGGGCACGACUUCAUAAAAAAUUCACAGAUAAAGGAGAAUCCUCAUGGAGAUUUCAAAAGAAUGUAUCGUCACAUAUCAAAAGGAGGAUGGACAUUCUCUGAUCAAGAUCAUGGAUGGCAAGUUUCUGAUUGUACAACAGAAAAUUUAAUGUGUUGUUUGAAAUUAUCAACAAUGCCUCCAGAAAUAGUGGGAGAUCCUAUGGAACCACAAUGCUUUUUUGAUGCGGUUAACUUAAUUCUUUCCUUACAGGCAAAAAAUGGUGGAAUGGCAGCUUGGGAGCCAACUGGUAUUUUACCUGCAUGGUUAGAGCAAUUAAACCCAGUGGAAUUCUUGGAAUACACAGUACUGGAGAAAGAGUAUGUAGAAUGCACAUCAUCAGCAAUACAAGCCCUAGUGCUAUUUAUGAAGCUAUUUCCAAGUCACAGGAGGAAGGAGAUCGAGAAUUUUAUAGAAAAGGCAGUAAAUUUCAUUGAAAGAAUGCAGAAAGAGGAUGGAUCAUGGUAUGGAAAUUGGGGAAUAUGUCACAUUUAUGCUACUUUUUUUGCGGUUAAAGGAUUAGUAGCAGCUGGAUACACUUAUGAUAAUUGCUUCCAAAUAUCAAAAGCUGUGGAGUUUCUACUUAAAAUUCAAUGUGAAGAUGGUGGAUGGGGAGAAAGCCAUAUCUCUUGUACAAAAAAAGUAUACACUCCCCUUCCAGCCAAUUCUUCCAAUCUCGUUCAUACUUCUUUUGCUUUGAUGGCCUUGAUCCAUUCUCAACAGGCAAGGAGGGAUCCAACUCCUCUUCACCGUGCUGCUAAGCUACUAAUUAACUCACAGUUGGAAGACGGUGAUUACCCUCAACAGGAAAUAACGGGAGUUUUUAUGAACACAUGCAUGCUAAAUUAUGCACUGUACAGGAAUGUAUUUCCACUGUGGGCACUCGCAGAGUAUUAUAGUUUUGUUUCCUCGCCUUAAAGUCUCUUACUCCUAGAUCUGUGGUUAACAAUCUUUACGUGUUGGAUAAUUAUAAUGGGUACAAAAUACUAAAAAUGUCACAGAAAUAAAUAAUUUAAAAAUAUAAUCUUUUU